UAAUAACAGCAACAAGAAAAAAUAUUAAUAAUUGAAUCACACAAAACUUGCACCUGUUUAUAAUGUACAGAGAGAGAGGUGAUUUGAGUGAAUGUAUUUGCAUGUAAAAUAGAGUUAGAAGUGAAAGAAUAUCUUGUUUAACCUAAAGUGCUGCUCCUCUCAGCCGCUCGCUGAACAGAUCAGACGUGGAGAGAGGUGCGCGCGCGCUGGGAAAGAGAGACCUCGCGCUCGUGCGGCAGAACUGCCGAGUUUCAGAGACUAAAUAAGAAGGAGACUUAGGAAGAGCUUGUCUUCUGGACCAGUGGAGUUUGGACAUAUUAACAUGCUUUAUUGAGGCAGUAGCCGAUGCUCUUGUUUGAUGAUCGUACAGUCACAUGUGGCUCUUCAAUAGCUGUGAGACGUCCAGCAGUAACAUGCAGCAAUAACUGAUCGACUCAGUAGUGGCAUUACAUUUGUCCAGCAGUAUGUUGAGGCAUUGGGGGUUUGCUGUGUUCCUGUUAAGCGUCCAGAUCCCGGUCCAACCCAGACCCACUAAUGCUCUCAGCUACAGACAGCGGCGCUCAGUAGGACAUGCACAGAUGAUGCACGACAGGGGACGAUCCCUGCAUGACCGGAAGAGGCGUACGUUUAUCCAGGAUCUGCUUGAGCAGGUGCACACAGCUCAGGUGUGGGACUCCCCCGGGCAGAGCGAGGGAAGCAUCCAGACCCCGCCGUGGUCCAAACCGAUGGGCAGCACCAAAAACUUCCCCUUGAGCUUUCAAAUGGAGACUAUAGGGACGAGAGACGACCUGCCGCAGGAGACCAGCAAGACCCUGAGAUACCAGGAGCAGCCACUGAAAGCUGUGACCAAGAGGAAGAGGAAGAUGAGUUUGGGGAGAUGGAGGAGAGACAGGGGGGUGUGGCUUCCGUAUGCAAAUUAGAGACCAAUGAAAGAGCCUGGAUAAGAAUGAAGGCACGGUCACACUGACAGCGAUUCGACUGAAUCUGGACGCAUAGAGAAGGCUUUAUGCAAAUGAACAGUGAUAAGAUGAUUUGCUGCCUGAUACAGACUUCAUCACUGCUGUUGGUGGAUGCACCUUUAAAAUGUAAAGUUCAAAAAAGACUAUUUCACCGUGGCAUGGGAUAUGAGGGCUCUUCUGCAAAAAAAAAAGUGACUAAAUCAUGGUUUGUUUUUCAUUCAAAAUAAACUUUCUAAUCAGUUCUCUAUUCUAGAGCUUCAUUUGAUAAGUAGAAAGCGCUUCAUAUACAGACUAAUUUGCAUUUGUUAUAAUCAGAGUUUGCUGUUUUAAAUGUAUUCAUUCAGUCAGACCUUUCAUGUAAUAUUUAAUUUAUUUGAUUGGAAUAUUUAUAUUAUAUAUAUUCCCUGAAUGUAUCUCAAUGCUGCUGAUUUUGAGGAGAUUUUCAAAUGCACUUUAGAUAGUUAUGCUGGUCUACAUUCAGAUUUUUGGUAUUUUCUAUUUUUUUAUUUUUUUUUUAUGUAUUAUCCUGCUUUUAUUUUAGUUAAUGUUCUGCUUUUUUCAAAAAAAAAUUAAUUGAGGAGCAAUACAUAAUAAAGCUACUAAAAAUAUAUUUUACAAGAACUUUACAUUCUCAUGA
Cyprinus carpio (common carp) is the source of this 1596-nucleotide messenger RNA. It is a transcript of the gene pthlhb, whose product is annotated as parathyroid hormone-like hormone b. Gene Ontology annotation, cellular component: extracellular region. Lineage: Eukaryota; Metazoa; Chordata; Actinopteri; Cypriniformes; Cyprinidae. Gene Ontology annotation, molecular function: hormone activity; peptide hormone receptor binding. Gene Ontology annotation, biological process: regulation of chondrocyte differentiation; osteoblast development; bone mineralization. The record is from RefSeq and is a predicted model, not a curated record.